AUUGCCUUUAGUUGACGAAAUCAAAAUGGCGUCUUUUACGGGCUAGCGCUUAUCCGCCGCAUACUGAAUACCGUUUCCUAAAAUCGUGGGUGUAACUAUUUGUUAGUGGUUAUAACAAUUUGUGAACGACUAUUUAGUGUUGAAGUGUAUUUUUUUUCACUACGGACUCAUUGGAUAUUGUUUCGACACAUCUAAACGAGCUCCAUCAAAGAUAUGCAAAGAGUGCAAGCGGAGGUCUGAAACGAUGUGUAAGGACGGAUGAGGCGCCGGCGCGCGCUAACGCGACGCGCAACCAUACAAUAUGUCGUUCUUUAAUAAUCUUAAGAAGGUGCUGCACCUAGGCAGCGGUAACGAUGCGAAGAAGAAGAAGGUGUUCAAUAACAUCCGCGACAACAGCGACCCCUCGGAGAACUGGGAUAUGGUCGGCGAGCUCGGAGAUGGAGCGUUUGGAAAGGUAUACAAAGCUCAACAUAAGACGACGGGUCAGCUGGCUGCCGCGAAGAUGUGUGUCCUCGAUAACGAGGAUGACCUGGCCGACUUCACCGUGGAAAUAGACAUCCUAUCCGAAUGCCGGCAUCCCAACGUGGUGGAACUGCAUGAGGCAUAUUUUAUAGAUAACAAGUUAUGGAUGCUACUAGAAUACUGCGACGGUGGCGCCCUCGACUCUGUGAUGGCGGAACUAGAGAAAGGCCUAAACGAGAUCCAAAUAGCCUACGUCUGCAGGGAGAUGUGUAAAGGUCUACAGUUUCUGCAUUCGAGGAGGGUUAUACACAGGGAUCUGAAGGCUGGCAAUGUAUUGGCUACGAUGACCGGUGGAGUUAAGUUGGCGGAUUUCGGCGUCUCAGCGAAGAACAAGUCGACGUUACAGAAACACGAUACGUUCAUUGGGACGCCGUAUUGGAUGGCGCCCGAGGUCGUUCUGUGCGAGACGUUCAGAGAUCAUCCUUAUGAUUUUAAGGUUGACAUCUGGUCCCUGGGCAUCACCCUGAUAGAGUUUGCCCAAAUGGAGCCUCCAAACCACGAGAUGACACCGAUGAGAGUGUUACUCAAGAUCCAGAAGAGCGAACCACCCACCCUGGACCAGCCUUCCAAGUGGAGUAAAUCGUUCAAUGAUUUUAUUUCCAAGGCUCUUGUGAAGGAUCCAGAAAAGAGGCCGACAGCGGUAGAGCUCCUGAAACACGAGUUUGUCAACGGAAAGCUGGACGCGAAACCUCUGAGGGAUCUGCUCUUGGAGUACAGGGCUGAAGUCGUCGAGGAGGAGGUUCUUGAUGACGAUUCAGAGGAGCCGCGCAGCUCGCAUAUACCUAUGGAGGAAGAUGACUCUACCUCCGUCCGCUCAGCCGACACGCCGGACGUCAAGAUGUCGGAGGAGCCCACAGCUGGUACGACCCCGGUGGGAACGGCGAGGCGCGCGCCCCCGUCCCCCGCGGCCGCGCCCCCGUCCCCUGCGGCUGCGCCCCCCGCCCCCGCAGCCGCGCCGUCGCCCCCCACCGCGGCCGCGCCUGCGCCCCCCGCCAACAAGCGCCCCCACGAAGACGAGCACCCGCCUGCUGACAGGAAACCUCCCGCACCAAAAAAAGAGAAAGGCCCGGCACCCCCACCACCUUCAUCGACACCUUCCACCCCUACAACCACCGUCUCCCCCACGACCGCAACGACCCCAGCUCGCAAGCAGCCCGCCCCUCCGCCGCCCGUCCCGGCCGCUACACAGGCACGGCAAGCGUCCCCCUCCCCGACCCCGUCCCCCACUCCUCCCCAGACCCCGUCGUCGUCCCCCGCGCGAGACGAGGUCGCAGAUACCGCUACAGCUGGCAGGCUGAUCGUAGACCAGGUAUGCAGAGACGCAGAGAAAGCAGUAGAAAACAAGAAAUCGGAGCCAAAAACAAUAAACGAAGAACAAAAACAGUCAGACACAGAAAAACAGACACCCGUACAGCAAACAAAACAGAACAACGUAGAAGAUAAAGUGAGAACAGAGAUUGAGAAUGAAAAAAGAGAUGUAGAUAAAAGGGAAGCGGAUAAAAUUGAAAUUGAAAGAAGAAAAAUUGAAAAGAGAAACUCGAUAGAGAAGACUGGCGUAGAAGUGAAUAGGGUGAGCGCAGAAGUAAGUAGGUUAGAGAAGAGUAUAUCUCGAUCCGGUUCUACGGAUGAGGAUGAUAAGAGGAGAGAGGAGAAGAAUGAGAGGAGAUCGCAGCAUAAUGCUGUCGAAAUUAGGCCUGUGACGCCGCCGGUGGUGGUGGUGUCGGUGCCCCCGCUGGUGGUGUCGGUGACGGAGGUCCCGGCGCCGGCGGAGCCCAACAGCCUGGCGGCCGCCGCCCCCGCCGGCCUCGUCACCGUCACCACCACGCACCCACCCGUACUCAGCACCGCCGCACGACUCCCACCAAACGCGGUGACGAUAUCAACGACGCCCCCCAUCGCCGACGAGGUGGUGAUCGUCGGCGCCGGGUCCUCAUCAGACGAUGACUGCUUCGCGCCGUCAUCUCUUGACUCCUUGGAUUGCACGCAUUAUAGCGAAAAAGCUCGUGGUCGUCGUCUGGACAGCAGUGAGGUCCUGAUCCUCAGCCCCACGGCAGCCGCCACCGACUCCGGCGUCUUCGACGACAGCGUCACCAACGGACUGCAUCUGGACACAUCCCACGUAUCAGUAGUGACGGUGGGCAAUGAAGAGAUCCGGGUUCGAGACUCGGCCGCGACACACAUCGCUCUCGGCUCCGUCAGUACGCGACUCAGUCCCGAUAGCUUUGAAAGCAGAUCCCAGUCGGACAGUGGGUCGGUAUCGAGCGGGUCCCGCGCGGCGCGCGACGCCGACUCGCUGAGCGCCGCGACCCCCACCAGCGCGUCCCACGACGACCAGCUGCAUCUGGCCCAUCUGGGGACCGAGCUCAAUGGCGGCGCUAGAGUGAACGCAGACGGUCAAAACUUGGACAACGGCGCCGAAGAACCGGUCGUGCUUAGAAGAAAGCAACAGGAUGGUCAGCCAGUCAACAGGAUACAGAGGUCCAAAGAGGACAUACACAUGGCGAACCUCAAGAAGAAGACCAGGAAACGCACGAGAAAAUUCGAAAUAGAUGGCGUUAUUGUCACUACCACUACUUCCAAGGUGAUAUGGGGUGACGAGGAGAGCGGUCGCACGUGGGACGACCACGCGCUUCGGAAGCAGGAACUGCGCGAGAUCAAGAUGCUGCAGAAACAGGAACAGAAGCAGUUCCAGGACCUCAACGCCAAAGAGACACAGCUUAGGGAACAGCAGGAUAAAAGGUUCGAAGCAGAGCUAGUGGCCUUAGGUAGGGCUCACGAGGCCGACCUGGAAGCCUUAGCGCGGGCUCAGCGCGCCGCCGCGGAGCGAGCCGACGCGGCGCUCGAAGCCGAACUAAGGCACGCCGCCAAACGACUUCGGGCCGACCACGAGAGAGACCUGCGACACUUCCGGGACACCCUCAAACAGGAGCUCAGGUUACUCAAGCAGGAAGUCGAGCUAGUCGCCAAGGAAAGACGCAAGGACGCGUACCGGUCGCGGCGCGCGCGGCUGGACGCCGAGCACGCGGAGCGCGAGCGGGCCUUCGUCGCCGCGCUCGCCGACGCCGCCGACGCCGUGCUGCGGCGCAUACACGACGCGCACCGCGACCGACAGGCGCUCGCUGACACGCAGUACCUGCAGCAGCGACACCAGAUAAUGCGGACUCGAGAAGCUGCUCUAUGGGAGCUGGAAGAGAAACAGAUCCACGAACGACAUCAGCUCGCCAAGAGGCAGCUCAAGGACGAGUUCCUGCUGCGGAGGCAUCAGAUGCUGGUCCGGCAUGAUAAGGAGCUGGAACAGAUCAAGAGGAAAAACACCCGUAAGGAGGAGGAGCUAGCUAAGGUGCAGGCGUUAGAAAAGAGAUCGUUGCCCAAACGGAUCCGGGCGGAGCAGAAAGCUAGAGAGAUGAUGUUCAGGGAGUCGUUGCGGAUCAGCGCCAUGAACGCGCCCAGUCACGAGGACGAGAGGGAAAGGCUGAAGAAGUUCCAAGAGAAUGAGAAACGCAGAUAUCGCGCGGAACAACAACGCCUCGCGACCAAACAUGCCAAAGCGAGGGAGGAGCUCAAGGCGGCCGGAGAGGCGUUGCUUCGAGAACUGGAGCAGUACCAGAACGAGAAACGCAAGGCUCUGAUGAACCACGAGAGCAAUAAGAUGAAGGCGGUCGAGGAGCGGUACUCCCAGGAGUUGAAGGAGUGGCGCGCCACGCUCGGGGACAGAAAACUGAACAUCAUAAAAACCUUCGAGAAAAACCUGGACGAUCACGAGAAAAAGUUUGGAAUACCCAUACCUGACAGAGGGAUCUAUCUUAACGCACCCUGGCCGAAAAACGUACUGCAGCACGUCCUAAGCGCUUACCAACAGAGGACGUCCUUCAUUGGCUCCUUAUCCAGAUCCAGGACAAGUUUGAACUUCCUAUCUGCAGCCAAUACUCCAAAUAUGGACAGGAGAAGAAGCAUCAGCCCAAGCAGAACCACGAAAUCAGCCGCAACCAGCGCCAAUAACACGACGAAGAGAGGAAAACUCACUAAAGGAAACCGUUACGCUUCAACAUCCAACUUAAGACUGGUAUCCGACAAAAUAUCAGGAUUCUCAGUCUUCAACUCGAGCGAUGAUUGGCGUAGAGAACCAAUAAUGGCUUACGGGGACGAUAGAAAAAUAACAGAGGAAGCUGAAAGACCUAAAGAUAAGAAAUUGAACAGACAAUCCUUAUCUGAACACUUGUUAAAGGCGGAAGCCCCGCAAACUAUGAAGCGUAGCAUUUCACAGCAGAGCUUGAAACAGGAUAGGGCUUUGGAAGCAGUUAUGAUCGACUUGCCAUCUCUUGAGACCCCAUACGGGACUAUGAGAAGUGAUAGAAGCGAUAGCACUUACACAGUUGAUUCAGACGAUGUGGAAACCCACUUCAGUCGCUGGGGUCCCGUUAGGGGCUCAAAUAGCUACUCAAACUCUGAAAUACCUGUCAGUCAAUUAUCUACGCUUAAUGUUAGGAAAUCGAUACUGGCUGAUAAGACGGACGGUCCACCGGAUUCCGUCGUCUAAUUCUCCGUUUUUGGAUGUGGGAGACGAGAGGUUCGAUUUGGAGUUUCUUUUGCCCAUUUCGGAAGUAGAUGGGACAUGUGACUUAAUUAAAGAGGAUCUACCAGAAUCCUUACAUCAUCAGCCACAAAAUCCAAUCUUCGGGUUAAUUCACACUGAGACGCGCUAUGACUAACUAUACUAUAAGUGAAGCGUCCGCUGCGAUCCGCUUCC
Messenger RNA from Spodoptera exigua (beet armyworm), 5269 nucleotides. Lineage: Eukaryota; Metazoa; Arthropoda; Insecta; Lepidoptera; Noctuidae. The record is from the annotation of a GenBank genome assembly.